Messenger RNA from Chilo suppressalis (striped riceborer), 8035 nucleotides. The record is from the annotation of a GenBank genome assembly. NCBI's taxonomy places the organism in Eukaryota, Metazoa, Arthropoda, Insecta, Lepidoptera, Crambidae.
CAAUGCCGAGCGGUCAAAAUGUCGCUGUUCGUGAUUGUCAAGCUAUUUUCUCAUCGUAAUGUGCCGUUCUGGCGCAUAGUAUGUAUGAAACAGCCUGCUUUGGCGUGUGCGUUCUAUUUUAUUUUAGACAAGACUUGACGGCUGAUAAUAAAUCUUAAUGAUUUGUUAAUCGACUUUACAUUACAACACUUGCUUUGGUAUUUUCUUUUAAACAACAAGUUUAUCAUCGCAAAAACUCAAUGUAGCUCAAAAAUAUAUCUUUGGAAGCAUUGUAAUUGUAUGUGAGAACUGAGGCCUUCGUUUUCAAUGGAUGAAAAGAUGGAGAGCGACCAGAGUUUCAGUGGGGAGAGUAGUAGUUCAUCGGAGACGUCAAGUGGAAGUUCAGACGGUGACGAUGAAGUGAUGGAACCAGUUCGUGUCUUGGGACAGUCUUUUGAACUUCCACAAGAACUAUGCGAAGACUAUUCUAUUUUCAAGGAGUUCUUCUCUUUGAAGACAUGGGAAUCAUUAGAAGAAAAGCACAGACAGCAAUUGACGAAGUAUCUCCCCAAGUUUACAGAAGACGAAGAAGAAGAAAAGGAAAAAACAAUUAAGAUGUUAUUUAACCAUGAGCCCUUUCAUUUCACAUCACCUCUCAAUAACUUUUAUAGUAAUUUAAGGCAAGGAAACUAUAGGCCAGACAUUGCUAAAAUGAGAAAGUUUCUCACGAAAGCUAGAGCAAAGCAGCAAAGACAUAAGAUAAAAUCUUAUUAUGCUAGACUCUUGCCAGAAGUGCUCAUAUCACGUGAAAGAUUGUUGACUGCUGCUAAAGCAGCACCUCCUGGUCCUGUCCCCCGUCUACCAAUCAUGCCUCCUAAACCAUCAGCUAAAAACAACUAUAAGCCCCUUUACUUACGUGCCAAACAAAGGUAUUUUGAAGAACUGGCUGCUAUACAAAGUGAAGUGGGAGGUGAAGAAUCUGAAGACGAAAACUAUCCUGAGGGUCCACCUCAACAAAAUUCAAGGAAAAGAAAGCAGGUGAACAUUGGAAUUCCAUCUGAUGGUAAUGUUUCUGGAACAUUAGGGGGCUCUGAUGCAUCUCAUCCUACUUCAAUGGAUUGCUUAAAAAGUAUUUUAGCUGCUCAUAGACAACGCAGACAGUAUAGAGAAGUAUAUAUUUCUUACAUUGAUUUAAUCUUGUGACUUAUAUGCUAAAUAUUUUAAAAUUAUUUUAUUGAUUAUAGAAUCAUCCAGAGUUAAACACAACUGGAUUAACUCUUGAUGACAUAAAGCAAAGGGUUGCUUUUGUCAAUGGUAGUAGUAAGAAAUUGAUGUUUGGAGGUCAAAAAUUGGAUGCACCAAUGCAAAAACUGAAGAGAGUAUCGAAGAAGGAAACACCACAGAAAGUCAAGUCCAAUGAAGCUAAGGCAAAUGCCAAGAAAAAGGAUGAUGACAGUGUUGAAACCAAACCUCUGUUACCCAAUAUCAAAAUUAAAUGUGAGCAGGAAGAGUCAGACUCGGAAAGUUCAUCUUUUGUGGAUCCUGUGGCUAGUCCAAAACAUACCAAAAAAUCUAUAGACCAUGUUGAAAUCAAACAAGAAUCUGAUUUGAAAUAUUCUAUGUCAAAUGUAAAUUAUAAUGAAACUAAGUUGGAUUGUGUGAUAAAACAAGAGCCUCAAGAUCCUUCAGUUGCAAUUCAAAAUUCUUCAAAACUAGCUCAGCCAGUUCCCAUAAAGUUAGAAGAUUUGGAUGGAAUUGAUAUGAUGGCAUUACCCGUGGAAUUAGCUGAUGACACCGGCGAGGUUAUCCCCGUAGAUACGUCUGGGGAAGGAGAGGAUCGCCUAGUUGACGCGGACGAGUCUCUGACAGAGACUACGCACGCUAACUUCUUGUCUCUGGUCAGAGCGCUCUUUCCAGCGAGAGCAGCACACAGAGCCUCCAAGCAACAGUUGCAUUCGAGAUGCGCCGCUGUUAUGAAGUCUCCUAUAGCGCCACUCAACACUUGGUAUAAUUUGUCUGAUGAUUGGUGUUCUGAGCUGGAUUCCGCUUUGGACUUCCUUGCCGGGGAAAGAGGACCUCACCCUGAUGACUUUGUGCCAUAUUUACAAUUUUUGCCAGAGACACAAAUGUACCAGUGGAUCGGUGCGGGUCGUGAUUGCGACGCUAUACUGGGUCGUAUAUGUGAGCGUUGGCUGCGGUCCGUGUCGCCUGGCCCGCCUGCUAACGAUCCUCCACCACCCAGGUUUCCCACGUCAUGGGUGAUGAGAGCGCCAACGCCCGCUGAAAUAACUGAAUUUAGAACACAAGAAAGACGUAGGUUUUCCACAGCAGCGAAACCUUUUACCUACAUCCAACAUGGGUAUUGUUCCGUGGUGGGUCCGUGUGCGCGCGCGUCCAUAUCUUGCGGUACCCAGGGUUCCUUACUCGUGGCUGAUCGGCCACGGCACGCCAGUUUCAUAUCCCUUGUAAGAGACGCUGUCGCAAGACUGCCUAAUGGUGAGGGGACUAGGCACGAUAUCCUUACUUUGUUAAGAAUGUCGCAAUGGAUUGGAACUUGCAACGACCAAGCUUUGCUCGGCGCUCUGUCUUCGGCUUUAGAUCGGCUACAGACGGCCAAGAGAGAUCCCGUCGUCAAAUACGACCAAAGAACCGCUGUCUGGACCUACUUACAUAGAAAUCGGUCAGAAGAUGAUUGGACGAAGACUACUGGCCGAGGACGCGCUAGUAAAACGACUACUGCAUUAACGCGAGUUGUCCGCGAUACUCCCUCGUUACCAUCGGCUCAGAUGGAGUUAGAAGUGGGUAGUAUGGAGGAAGUGGUGGAAAACGCAUCAGACAGCGACGUCGACAUCGAAGACACUUCGGCAUCAUCUUCCGUUUCUCAUUUAUCAUCAGCUCAAUUGCUCAUGCAAGCGACGCAAUCAGUACAAUCCAAACAGCCAACUGUACCACCAACAAAGCCCAAAGGAAAGCUAAUCGCUACUCCACCGCAGAAAACUAAAUCCAGCGUCCAAAUAAAACAGCCAAAAGCAACUUUAAUGACUCAGUCAGUCAAACAAGCGAAUCUCCUGAGCCAAGCAGCGAAACAAGCCACCCUAAUGUCACAAGCGACAAAACAAGCGAACCUUAUAAACCAGACGAAACAAAUCAAUCCAUUGCCUAAACAAACCGUACAAGCUAAGCAAAUCCCAGCGACGCAGACUAAAACUCCAGUUUUGGCUCAAACGAAGCAAGUCAACUUAGUGACUACCAAAACUGCGACUACUAAGCAAAAUAUCCCCAAAACUAAUAUAGUCACAAAGCAAGUUAACGUAAAGCCUAUUCAAUCGCCAAAAACUCCUGUGAUUCAGGCCAAACAAACUCCACCUACCCAACCUGUUAAACCGGUUCAACCAAAAGUUACUGUUGCUCAGAGUCCGAUGACUACUCAAACUGUGACUCAAGUACAGAAACCAUUGCCUACUAUAGUAGCUACUCCUCAUAAAUCGCCUUUAAUAAAGCAGAGACCGUUGCAAAGACAGGCGGAACCACCUAUCACAAGUGCAUCUGCUCCUAUCACACCGUCACAAACGAAUUCCACUCCUGUGUUACAACCCACAUUUACGAUUUCAACACCACAGAAUCAGAAUAAGUCGGUGCAAGGUACGCGUUCGUUGCUAAUAAGGCCACCAGCUAUACAGACUACGGUCACUGCUGUUGGGACUAAACCAACCACACAGACUGUAGCUACAUCGCGUCGUGGCGUCGUUAGAGUGUUAAGUCCAGCCACACCGUCUUCUGGAAAGUCUCUGAUAUCUCCACGAGCUCUCAUGCAGACAGGAGCAACGCCAACAAUAGCAAAAAAGCGGCCAUCGAUACCAAGUACAACAUCAGUCACAACUAUUGCCCAGAAUUUAACAAGCGCAACCACAGUAGUAAGCAGCGUUCCAACAGCCGUAACUUCCUCUUUAGCAACUCGCACUGUACAAUUAGCUGGAGGGCGAACGGUCCAAUUAGCCGCUAAUCAAACGGUGCACUUACCAGGUGGACAAGCAGUCCAAUUGACUUCUGGACAUACCCUCCAGCUAUCAUCGUUGCAAUUACCAACACACAGUAUUCGAUUACCCAGUGGGCAAACAGUACAAUUAGCCUCCCCACAAACAGUCCAAGCGGUCAGAGCAGUCUCUUCUGCUGCAGUCAAAGCCCCCAGUCCGCGAACACUCCAAUCUUCACCAACAAUAAAAACAGUGACCCCUCAAACCUCAGUCCCGAUACCGGUAUCGACAGUCCAACUCUCUGGACAAACAGUCCAAAUAGCCGGUCAAACUGUGCAACUGGCCGGGCAGAGCGUGCAAUUGACUGGGCACACUGUUAAGUUGCCGAGUGGUCAGAGUGUUCAAGUCGCUAGUCAAAGUGUUAUACCGUCGCAAAGCAUUCAAUUACCUUCGGGACAAACCGUACAAAUAGCCAGUGGGAAUAUGCAGACUGUUCAGUUGGGAUCAGGGGUUCAACUUCCUAAUAGUCAAAGUGUACAAAUGUCGAGUGGACAAAGCGUUCAAUUGGGAGCUCAAACUGUUCAAUUAGCCGGACAAACGGUACAAUUAGCAGGUGGUCAGACAGUGCAAUUGCCAAGUGGGCAAACCUUGCAGUUGUCCAGUGGACAGACCGUCCAGUUAUCUAGUGGACAAACACUACAAUUAGCCAGUGGACAAACGGUUCAACUGGCGAAUCCGGCAGCUAAGGCCGUGACGCAAGUGGUGCGAAACCCGGCCAAUACUGAGAAGACUGCGCAACCUAUCGUUGCUAAACUAUUGACGAAUGCUCAAGGUCAAAUGAUCUCUCUAGAAGGUGUAGUAGGCGCCCGUUCCAUACAACAACUACAAGCGGCCGGAGUGAGGCCAGUGCGGGUAUUGGCCCCUGCUCGGCCUUUAUUGCUCACCGCUGCGAAACCCCUACAUAAUAUCAUCCUACAGCAAGGUGAUGGAAAUCCGAUUCGCGUCACAUCCAGUGGCGGUGUGACCCCAACGCAGACUAUCGUUUUGAAUAGUAUUGGAGCUCAAGCCGUAACCACAUCGACUUCAUCGCCGCCCGUGUUAAAGUUACAACAGGUGAAUGCGUUACAACAGGUCAAACUCGCGCAAGGAAUAAAAAUUCAGCAGGCAUCUUCAUCGACCAACGCUACCGUAGCGACAUCUAGCGGCGUUCGUAGUGUACUCAUGGAUGGUCAACAAUUGAAGCUUGUCGGUGGCAGACACGUGUUAGCACGCAUUCUCCGUCCCGCUCACCCACCGCCUUAAAAAAAAGGAACAAAGAAAAUCCCAAAUAACCUACUCGUUGAGUCACACAAUAUUUUAAUGGUAAGUCGAAUAUUCUCCAACUAUUAAGUUGUUACUGUGAUCUCUCCAAUUUGAUGUAUAAAUCAAUGUUGUGGUCGAUUCGUUACUAACGGUUUUAAAUACGUUUUUUUAUUAUUGUGUAUAUUUGUUCUUUUAAACGUUGCAGUAAGUGAUACGUAUUUUUCUUCGAUUCGAUAAUUUAAAUUUUCAAAAGCACAUAAAGCGACAUACUAAAUUGUCCAACACUAAAAUUUCUUUAUCUCUCUGGCUUUAUCUUGCUUGACAUAAGUCGCUUGAGGGAUUUUAUUAAUAUAAAAUUACGGAUCUGGCACAACCUGUCAGGAUCGCAUACUUUUGUUGGCCGCACUGUAACAGAAGCGAGGAAAAAUGCAAUGUGUUUAUUUCGGCUUCGUGCAAUUUUAGUAAGCGAUAAAGCCAAUACACCACCAUCAGGGAGUGAUCGUGUUCAAAUGUGUAUUCUAUGUUUGGCACCUCAUUCAAAAACCAUUUAUAAGUUCUGGUUCCUCUAUUCUGUUCUUCUGGAUAAAACAAGAAUGGGCGGGAAAUGUAUCAAAAUAUAUCAUAGGCAAUUGAUGAAUCACGUAAAAAGAUAGAGAUACUCGUUUCUUAUAUACUUCCAGACACAUCUAUCGGCCCACCUAGCAUUUUAAGUAUUGAUUUGACGGUAAUUUACGGUUAAAAAAAAAGUUAUAUUUGGCAAAAAGUUUCUAAUGCAGUUUUGAAGCUAAUUAACCAGCUAUUUCGUGUGUUUUCAAAAAUAUAUUGUUAUGGCUCACUCUAACAUAUAUUUUUGCUGCAGACCGUUGAACCUUAAGUGGGCCGAUAGAUGUGUCCGUAAGUGUAUUUUAAUAGAACACUAAUUUAGAGAAACAUUUUUAAUGGGCUGUUAUAAUAUAUAUGUAUGAUCAGCCAAUUUCAUUCAUAACCCAUCAUAAGCUUAUUUUCUUACAGCCAUUGCAAAACAAUAAAGUAGAUUUUUGCUUAGCUGUACGUGAAACAAACUUGUUAUUUUCUGAACAAUCAUAUUUGACGUGACAGAUUUUUCCGCAUUCCUGUGAAAUAAUUUUGACAUUAAAUUACUUGGAGUUUUGCCCAUACUCAUAAUUAUUUCUUUGUUAGUUUAACAACGUUUUUGUAGUAUCAAGAAAACGAAAGAGUUCCUGUUACAUAAUUACGAUUUUAAAUUUGAUUUCGGAUUUUAAACUACUUUUUCAAUUUUAUCUAUAAUAUGAUCUAUUUCAUUGAAUAUAUAGGUCAAAUUUCAAAUAUAUUUGAUCCAUAUUAACAGUUUCCCUGUUAUUACGGGGUCCUAAGUGUAAUUUAGCAUUCUCUACAAAGAAAAACUUGUUUGUUUUGACAUUUUUAAACGAAUUAUCAGGCAAGUGUGUAAGGAAUCAGUUGGUUCGAUCGUACCUAUAUGCGUUCAUUUGAAUAUGUGAAAAUUUUUAAAACCGCGUAAAACCAGAGGCAAUAGUCCUGGCUGAUGCGGUCUUUAUUAAAGAAUGCAUUAUGAGAAUGGUAAAUUUUUUUCUGCCUGUCCUUUUUAUAUCACGAAAAGCAGAGAGAGAUAACUAUGUUCAAGAUAAACUUUUUAAUGUGUGCCACUGAAUUGGGAGAAUGUUUCUUUUUAUCAGUAUUGUAUACAAAUUUUUACCACAACAUUAAAAAAGUGUACAAAUUAAAUAAUAUUUUACGGUAAAAAUUAAUCGUAUUGUAGUAUCUCUUUAAUUGUACUGGGAAAAUGCGCUGUUUUGGGUGUAUCAUGCAUCUGUCUCAAUAACAAGUAUCGGACCUACCAUUUUGCCAUAACAUAUAAUUAUUUUUUUGUUCCUUUACUUUGCCAGUAUAUUUAUAAAUACUGCAUUACAAUUGAGUACGUAAAAAACUGACACCAAUGGUUAAAUCUUAUUUAUGUAUGUUGUAAUUCUAAUAUAUUAGAAAACAUUUAAAGGAAAUGCCAUAAUUAAACAAAAACAUUAAAUAUUCAGGCAAAGUAAAUUUGACCAAAAAGCGCAAGAAAUGGAAUUCAAGAUGCAUCUCAUGCAGCACAUAUUCUUUUCUUUAACUAAAUUUAUGAUUUUCUCGUGACGCAUUUUUACUACCAUUUAUGUAUGCUUAACAUAAUAAAAAUAGAUUAUGAUAUUUAUAAAUUUAACGUAAUCAAAAUUGUAAAUAAAUAUGUUAACAUAUUCUUAAACUUUCAUGUUUAUAAAAAAGCAUGUUUGAGAUGCUUAGUUAUCUAUUGUAAAUAUUAGGGUUUUUAUUGUACCAUUCGGUACGAAUGUUAAAAAAUUAAGUGGUGACGUAUUAAAUGUUAGUAUAUCAACCACUUACCAGGAUUGUAUUAAUAACGGGAAGGAUUUUAUAAAUAAUUUUACUAUUGGAUAGGUACUGUACAGAAUGACGUACUGGUAGCAAUAUGUUUUUAUUUUAUAACACUGGCAAUAUUUGCUAAAAUAUCAUUUUAACAUUAAGAAUGAAAUUGGUUAGUACUACGCUCUCCUGUAUCUUGUUGGUUAUUGAUUUUAAUCACACAAAGUGUAUAACACAAUUGCAUCUUGCAUUGACGCCUAAAUCUAUUAGCCCUAAGUUAGAUGCAAUAAGACAAAGAUUAUUGUUUAUGUUGUUAAUAAGUAUGCAUUAUUUUAUGUUCAAAUGUAAUAUUUUUCGUUGCAAUAGGUCUGAUUAUUGUAUGAAAUAUAAGUCAAUUGUGGUAUCUU